AUGGACUUGCAGCACCGACAACCGAGACACCGUCCGUCACCGUCAUCUGACCGCCCUGCAGAGUUACAUAAUCGGCUCUCUCAAAUGUUAUUGGAACCACAGCAGCAGCACGGUGGAGUGGACGAAGGAGGCAACGAGCGGCAUCGUCGCCAUGGGAGGCACCAUCAUGACGAGCACAUGAGUGACGGCGGUGGUGGUGGUGACGAGCAGCAGCAGCAACAGCAACAGCAACAAAUGCUGUUACUACACCAACACCAUCUGAACCAGCAACACUUACAACAUCAACAACAUCACCCGCACCAGCAAGGUCAUCAGCCGCAGUUGCUUCAACAGAUGCCACAACACCAACAGCAGCAGCAGCAGCACCAGCACCAGGGCAAUGAACUGCAACAGCACCAACAAAUGCAGCAACAACGCCAACAUGAACAGUUGGACGGCCAUCAUCAUCAACAUCACCAACUACAUCACGACCAACAGUUGCACGAUCUCCACCACCAAAACCUACAACACCAGCAAAACCUACAACAGCACCAGCAAAGCCUCCAACAACAGCAGCAGCAGCAACAGCAGUACGGAGAGGUAAACCAGCUUGGUGGAGUGUUCGUCAACGGAAGGCCGUUACCUAACGCGGUUCGCGUGCGCAUCGUCGAACUGGCCCGUGUCGGCAUCCGGCCGUGUGAUAUCAGCCGUCAGCUGCGCGUAUCGCACGGGUGUGUGUCCAAGAUCCUUGCUCGAUACCACGAGACGGGAAGUGUGCUACCGGGGGCCAUCGGGGGCAGUAAGCCCCGAGUGACCACACCUAGGGUGGUGGCGUACAUCGGCCGGUUGAAGCGCAAGGACCCGGGCGUGUUCGCGUGGGAGAUUCGUGACCGACUGCUCGCCGACGGUGUGUGUGACAAGUUUAACGUGCCCAGCGUGUCAAGCAUCAGCCGGAUACUGCGCAACAAGAUCGGAUCGACGGGGCCUACCCAAAGUGCGGGUACUCAGCAGCCUGCGGCCGCCAUGACCGGUGGUGGUGGCUUGUCGCCGACGACCGCCGCAGCAGCGCACCACAUGUACGGACCGUACCAUCACCACCAUCAUCACCACCCGCCCACGUCACCGCCAGCCGUAGCCGCAGGCUAUCAGCUCCACCACCACCAACACAGCCAAUAUCACCACCAACACCACCAACUCUACCACAACCAUCCCUACCAACAGCACCAACACCUCUGUUCACCGCCACCUCCACCGCCUUCAUCGGGUCUACCCACCACCGUGCCGACAGGGACGGGUGGUCCAACGUGCUGUUCACCGACUGUACCGGCCACGGCGUCCAGGUCCUUGUCAUCGCCACCACCGGUGCCACCACCAGUGCCUCCACCGCCGCCACCACAACACUGUUGGCCGAGUCCACACGCCGUAACUGACAUACUCGCGGCAGCGGCCGCUGCUCAGCAACAGCACCAGCAUCACCAGCACUUGCACCCGUCGCACUCGCACCACCUACACCCGUCACAACACCACCCGAACAGUCAUUAUGGCGUCGGCGGUGGAAGCAGUGGUGGUGGCGGCAGUGACACUGCGGCCGCCACAACGGCCGCCGCCGCCGCCGCUGCAGCAGCAGCAGCUGCAGCCGCGGCGGCCAACUACGACACGACGACCGGCGGUAGCGCAGCAGCCGCUGCGGCCGCCGCGGCUUACAACACGUACUGCAGCAGUUACUACCAUCAUGCAAUGGUAUACGCGGCCACAGCGGCUGGUAGCAUCGCGGCCGCCGGCCGUCAUCCGUCACACCAUCUGAGCACGACGCCACCGUGCACUGCCGCGGCCGUGUGGCCCCACUCGAUAGCACCGCCGCCGCCACCGCUGCCACCGCCACAGUCGCCGACGCCGUCACCACCGGCAUCAGCGUCGGCGACGACCGCGUGA
Messenger RNA from Macrosiphum euphorbiae (potato aphid), 1911 nucleotides. NCBI's taxonomy places the organism in Eukaryota, Metazoa, Arthropoda, Insecta, Hemiptera, Aphididae. The record is from the annotation of a GenBank genome assembly.